This is a messenger RNA of Harpegnathos saltator (Jerdon's jumping ant), 1181 nucleotides long. It is a transcript of the gene Sbds, whose product is annotated as SBDS ribosome maturation factor. Lineage: Eukaryota; Metazoa; Arthropoda; Insecta; Hymenoptera; Formicidae. Gene Ontology annotation, biological process: ribosome biogenesis; cytosolic ribosome assembly. The transcript has 2 exons. Bases 42 to 803 code for a protein of 253 amino acids. The record is from RefSeq and is a predicted model, not a curated record.
UUUAUUUGUUGUGGUAUGCCGAUUUUGUGGUUAUCGCAAAAAUGUCAAAAAUAUUUACACCAACUAAUCAAAUAAGGUUAACGAACGUUGCUGUUGUUCGUAUGAAAAAAAGUGGCAAGCGAUUCGAAAUCGCUUGUUAUAAGAACAAAGUGGUUUCCUGGAGGAACAAAUUAGAGAGAGACAUUGAUGAAGUACUACAAACGCAUACAGUAUUUGCUAAUGUAUCAAAAGGCCAAGUAGCUAAAAAAGAAGACCUCAUAAAAGCUUUCGGCAAUGAUGAUCAGACUGAAGUAUGUAAACAGAUACUUGAAAAAGGAGAACUUCAAGUCUCUGACAGAGAAAGACACAUGGCAUUAGACUCCAUGUUCAAAGAUAUUGCCACUGCAGUUGCUAGCAUGUGUAUAAAUCCAGAGACAAAGCGCCCAUAUCCAGUUUCUAUGAUCGAAAGUUCUAUGAAGGAUCAAAUACAUUUUUCUGUUAAGCCAAAUCGAAAUUCUAAGCAACAAGCACGGGAAGUCUUUACACUACUGAAAGAAGUGAUGCCAAUAGAACGUGCUCAAAUGAGGCUCAAAAUUGUCAUCCAGAGGAGAGAAGCAAAGAAAUUGAGAGACAAAGUGAUUAAAUUAAUUUCUAACACAGAAGCAGAGGAAUGGGACAAUGGAGUAUUAACAAUUACUUGCUUGAUUGAUCCAGGUCAAUUUAAACAGCUCGAUGAAUUGGUACGAUCAGAGACAAAAGGCUCUGCAUUGUUAGAAUUACUUUGUUUAAAAGAAAUAGAGGAAGGAGAUGAAGUCCUAGAAUAAAUUAUAGUUUAUUUGGAUUGUUAUUAAAUAUUUGUUAAUCAUAUGGGGGAGUUAUAUAAUAUCUAUAUAUUCUUAUUUAUUAAAUAUAUUUUAAUACACGUUGACCAAAAGAUUCUGUUGUGUAUAAAUGAUAUAGUUCCUGCUAUGUUUUAUCAUUUCACUAAGGAUGUCAUUUCUCAUUAAAUCUUAUUUUGUAUACAAUAUUUGGCAAGGUAUAGAUUAUUUCAUUAUUUUAUUAUUGUAAUAAACAUUAAUGAUACACACCAAAUCUCAAGAUAUACACACAUUGUGUAUAGUACACUGUUAAUUUCGAAAUAAUUAUGAAUGUGGUCGCAUAAAAUUCUCUAAAGUUUUAAUAUUAAUUCAGUAUUAACUAUU